This is a messenger RNA of Cladophialophora yegresii CBS 114405, 813 nucleotides long. RefSeq lists its product as uncharacterized. The transcript is spliced from 3 exons. The coding region runs from base 1 to 813 and encodes 270 amino acids. Lineage: Eukaryota; Fungi; Ascomycota; Eurotiomycetes; Chaetothyriales; Herpotrichiellaceae. The record is from RefSeq and is a predicted model, not a curated record.
AUGGCGGCAAAGUACGGUCUCCUCAGCUGUUUCGCUGUGUUUCUCUUCCUCUCUUCUACACAUUUUGCUAUAGCGGAAGGAACCGAGCAGAAAACAAAAUGGCUCGUCCCUCGAACCAACAUCACAGGACCCAAUCCGAAUGACUAUGAAUGUGAAAGUGCUCGAGCGGCUGACUAUUAUGGCAUUGGUGUCCGCCUGGGCAUCUACUUCUCCUGGAUAACUGGCUGGGUGGCAAAUUCCUUCGUAUCUGGGGAUAUUGGUGGAGCCCUCGAUACAAACGCCAUAUUCCUUUUCGCGAAUCUUGUCGCUAUGGUCAGAUGUACCAUGACAAAGGUCUUGACGCAGCUCGACUGUAUGAUGCUGAUGCACCUGUCUGGUGGCACAGUGUUCUCGGUGCUCAGCCUCUGGGGGUAUCGAACUUGUCAUUACCCCAGAGAAGGCCCAAAGGGGAUUCGCCAUUUCGGAGGCUUUGGCACGCAUCUGAGGCUGCUGCUCUCCAUGGCUGUCGCAAUUUAUGGGCUCUGGUUCUGGAUCAUCGGUAUUCAACCAGACACGACUGAGAUCAAUGUGGACGCCGGUCCAUGCAGGACGGUGUAUACUUUCAUGUUUGCCAAAGUCCGUGCCGACGGCGGCGUAAGGAUAUUCUACAUCAUCAUCUGCGUGGGGUGUGUUAUCUACUUCGGUGUGAUGCUGCUCGCAUCCUCAUUAGCCCUCUAUGCGAGAUUGGCGAAGGCGGCCAACUUAGCAAAGCAGGGGAAAUGGCGAACGAGCACUCGGCUGCAUUAUGCUACCGGACUGUAUCACAAGGAGUAA